Molecule: messenger RNA, 1194 nt
Organism: Helianthus annuus (common sunflower)
Lineage: Eukaryota; Viridiplantae; Streptophyta; Magnoliopsida; Asterales; Asteraceae
Product: annexin D5
Exons: 6
Coding region: 79-1032 (317 amino acids)
Cellular component (GO): cytoplasm
Molecular function (GO): calcium-dependent phospholipid binding; calcium ion binding
Source: RefSeq, a predicted model, not a curated record
UUUAUCUAGUUAAUCCCACCAUUUGUUUCUCUCCAAACUCAACUCUAUUUUUCUCUCAGAAGUCUGAACCAUCGGUCAAUGAUGGCGACUCUAACGGUUCCUCCAUCACUGGUUUCACCCCGAGAGGACGCAAUUCAGUUACAUAAAGCUUUCAAAGGAUAUGGGUGUGAUAAUGCUGCUGUGAUUGGUAUUCUUGCUCAUCGAGACGCAACACAACGGGCGUAUAUCGAACAAGAGUACCGGACAAUGUAUUCUGAGGACAUUAAUAAACGUUUGGCUUCUGAACUUAGUGGCAAGUUAGAGACUGCAGUUUUGCUUUGGAUGCAUGAUCCAGCAAAAAGGGAUGCAACUAUACUAAGGGGAGCACUGUACACAGGUGUUAUAAAUCUUGGAGCCGUAACCGAAGUCAUAUGCUCCCGAACUUCCUCGCAACUACAAACUCUCAAGCAAAUUUACCACGCGACUUUUGGAACUUAUCUUGAAAAUGACAUCGAAAUACAAGCUACUGGGGAUCACCAAAAGAUUUUACUUGCUUGUUUAAGCAAACCGCGUUAUGAAGGCAUGGAAGUCGAUAGAGAAAUGGCUGCAAAGGAUGCAAAGGCUUUGUAUAAAGCUGGUGAAAAGAAAUUAGGAACUGAUGAAAAGGUUUUUGUGCAAAUUUUUAGUGAAAGAAGUAGAGCACAUUUGAUUGCUAUAAACACAUGCUACCAUGACAUGUAUGGUGGAUCACUCAAAAAGGCUAUAAAGAAGGAAACUUCGGGCUUAUUUGAGUGCGCACUUUUGACAAUUUUACAGUGUGCUGAAAACCCCGCAAAGUAUUUUGCAAAGGUGCUAUAUAAGUCAAUGCAAGGCUUAGGGACCAAUGACACGACACUUAUAAGGGUGAUUACGACAAGAACUGAAAUCGAUAUGCAAUACAUAAAGGUUGAAUACCAUAAGAAAUACAAUAAGAGUUUGAAUGAUGUGGUUCACUCUGAAACGUCAGGCCAUUAUCGGACUUUUCUUCUCUCACUUCUUGGCCCAAACCAUUAAGUUGACGAUCCGUUGUAUUUUUCUUGAAUUUUGCUUCUGAUUUGUGUUUGUUUGAAUAUUUGCAGACGGAGUUAUACUCGUUUACUUUCUAAGUCAUGUAUAUGUAACGUAUAACGAAAGCAUCAUUAAAUGAGAAAAUAAUAUCAAGCGAAUAUUACCACC